UCUACUUCAGUUACCUACACCCCUUCAAGCAUGGUUUCACUUGCCAAGCUGUUGAUCUCUCGGUCCGUCCAAAACCCCUAAAACCUCACACGAGCAGAAAAACAAAAUGCUGCUUCCGCUCGAUGUCUUCGCUCGUUCUCUCAAAACCAGAAUCAGUUCCACUCUCUUCACCAGACUCAUGUCGCAGUCCACUUCAAUCCCCAAAAAGCUAGAGCGGGUCCGCGACCAUGGCUACGACAACUUCAUGGAGGUCGAGAAGAAGACUCGGAAAGUUCUCAAAUUCCAUUCUUUGAUCCUAUUCCAGCGCAACCAAACCCUCCCAGUGUCCCGCCUCGACAUCCUCUCUCGGCGCCUCGGCUUCAAACAACACGAGGCGGGCAAAUUCAUUGUCAAAUUCCCUCAUGUUUACGAAAUCUACGAGCACCCAGUUCAGCGUAUCUUGUAUUGCCGAUUGACCCGGAAAGCAAUUCUUCAGAUUCAGCAGGAGAACGACGCGUUGAUUGCUCAAAUUCCCGAGGCUGUCACGCGGUUGCGCAAGUUGUUGAUGAUGUCCAAUACCGGCCGGCUUCGGCUUGAGCAUGUACGGAUUGCCAGGUCAGAAUUUGGAUUCCCUGAUGAUUUUGAGUACUCUGUUGUUUUGAAAAACCCACAAUUUUUUCGAUUGGUGGAUGCUAAAGAGACUAGGAGUAAGUAUAUUGAGAUUGUUGAUAAAGACCCCAAUUUGGCUGUUUGUGCAAUUCAGAGAGUGAGGGAAAGAGAGUACAGGGAAAAAGGAAUGGAUGCUGAGGACGGCAGGUUCUCAUUUCUUAUCAAUUUUCCACCUGGAUUUAAGAUAGGGAAGUUUUACAGGAUUGCUGUGUGGAAAUGGCAGCGGCUGCCAUAUUGGUCACCGUAUGAGGACGUUUCAGGGUAUGAUCUAAGGUCAUUGGAGGCACAGAAGAGGAUGGAGAAGAGGGCAGUGGCCACCAUUCAUGAACUAUUGUCAUUGACUGUAGAGAAGAAGAUUACCAUGGAGAGAAUUGCACAUUUUAGGCAGGCGAUGAAUUUGCCCAAAAAGGUGAAGGAGUUUCUGCUUCAGCAUCAGGGAAUUUUUUAUAUUUCAACAAGGGGGAAUCAUGGGAAGCUUCACACGGUUUUCCUUCGGGAGGGUUAUAAGAAGGGGGAGUUGAUCGAGCCAAAUGAUUUAUAUUUGGCUCGAAGAAAGUUGGCUGAGUUAGUGUUGUUGAGCCCAAGGAAGGCUAAAGUAGAUAAGGAGCUGGUUAGCUAUAGAAGGGACUGGGAAGAGGAUGACAUGAGGCGCAUUGGAAGAGACUACGAAGAAAAAGAUUUUCAAGGUUCUGAGGUUGAGAGCAACUACGUGAGAGAUAGAGGGGAGGAAGAUGAUACAGACUUGGAUUCAGAUGGAUUCUAAUGUUUCACAGAUGAGGCAAACAAUUGUGCUGACACUGUUGAGGCAGAAGAUGCUUGUGUUUCAGAAGUGACCGAGAUAAGCAUAGUAAUUUGAGGACUAUGUGUUGCUGUUUUUUUUCAAGCAUCCAGCAGACAAUCUAAUUGCGUACAUAGACAGGUGCAGAAGCAUAACGCCAUGUAACUGGUUGAAUGAUGUCUGGAGCAAGGCCAAAAAGCUUUCAGUCAUCCAUAUGUAUAAAGAUAUCUCAUGAGGACAUGGUAUACUACAGCAAAUUUGUAGAGGUUUGGAGUGGGCUUGUAGGCUUUUGGUGAUCCCAAACUCCUCAGAUGGGACUUCAAUACGACACAAUUAGCCGCACAUUUCAGUCUAUCUUUAUCUCAAUAGAGUCUCUCCGUGACAUGUUUCGGUCCUCUUCCCCGUUGCUUAGAAAAAGUGAAUGACCGAUUCAGGUAUAAGAUACUAUCAUUACCGCCCCGACAAUUAGACUCUCCUAGAAAGUACUACUUAGUUCUUAAUAAGAAUUUUACUGAUUAGAUACGGCAUGUGGCCUAUUUGGGUCUGGUAGCAUCGACCUUUCCAUUAGUAGGAACGGUUGGUUUGGAUUUGUUGUGUUUUGUUUUCUUACUGAAUAAGUAGAAUCAGGGACAUUACGCAAUGUCGAAUCAAGUCCCAAGUUUUUUUUUUUUAAUGUACUUGUUAAGUUGUUUUCUC
Molecule: messenger RNA, 2122 nt
Organism: Tripterygium wilfordii
Lineage: Eukaryota; Viridiplantae; Streptophyta; Magnoliopsida; Celastrales; Celastraceae
Product: protein ROOT PRIMORDIUM DEFECTIVE 1
Exons: 2
Coding region: 107-1411 (434 amino acids)
Molecular function (GO): RNA binding
Source: RefSeq, a predicted model, not a curated record